GGCACACAUUUGCCAUUUCCACGCCGCUGGCAUGCCGCUGACGCCGCAAUUCACAUGGGAAGAAGACGUGUCGUCCAUUGCGCUGCGUGUGCCGCUCAAAGGCGCGAGUCGUAAGGAUGUCGACAUCUACGUGGCGGACCUGGUCGUCAAAGUAAACUUCAAGCCGUAUGUGUUGCUCGUGGACUUGCAUGCUGCUGUCGAGCCAGAGAACACGACCGUCACGAUUACCAACGGCGUGGUGGUGUUGGUCGCGCAAAAGCACGAGCGCCGGGUGUGGAAGCAGUUGGGAUUCGACGGGACCAAAGCCGACUGUCUUGCGCGGCGCAAGGCGUCCAUGGCUCGCAAAGAAGCCUACGAGCAAAAGCUAAGCGAAGCGCGGAAGGACCUCAAGUACCGCAACGAGAAACAGACGUUGCGAGACCAAAUGUCACUGGACGAACUCGAAAGGCAGCGGCUGGACGACCUCAAAGCCACCGAAAAACAGCGCGAAGAGGACGCCAUGUAUCGCACCUUCCGCGACUUGCAACAUCCACCAUCAACCCAAUCGACUAAACGUCGCAGCUCCACGCCAAUAGCCGUGGAGCCGCCGAUUUUAGAAAUGACGCCAGAGGGCGAGUUUGACAUUCCCAGGCGUUCGAUCGUCGUCCCUUCGCCCCCCCCGCGAGAAGAAGAACAAGACUGGGGCACGUCGUCUGACACGGAGUCUGACGACUACAGCAACAACAACAGCCCGAUCCUCGAGACGCCCAUCGAAAACGGCGACGACGACGGGGAAGACGAGGAUGUGACGCAGUGGCCCCCACCACGACAACAAGUCACGGCGAGCAGAAUCGUGUUUACGCCCCGUGUCUUUCCCACGCCUAGCCGUGAAUCCACUGCUGUGGACGAAGAGAAUUGGCUUGUGAAGAACCGAAAGCACUUGAAAAGUCACAAGGGACUGCAUGCUGCCGCCGCGACCGCUGCGCAAGACAUUAGCGAAACAGAUCCCGUGUGGCUCAAAGCAAAAGGCGAUGAUUUCUACCGACACAAAGACUUUCGCAGUGCCAUCAACGCCUACGGCGACGCUCUCGCCAUCGACCCUUCGCUUACACCAUGUUUGUCGAAUCGCGCCGCGUGCUUUUUGCAAGUCGGCGAGUAUCAGUUGUGUGCGGACGACUGUUCGAAAGCCCUGGCGUUGCUUCCAGAUAUUGGAGACACCCCGUCGAUGCAAACGGUCCAGUUAAAAGUGCGCGUGCUCGUCCGCCGCGGCACCGCGUACUGCCAGCUCGGGUUGUACAGCCAAGCCAAGGCCGAUUACGGCGUCGCUCUAACCAUCCAUCCCCAAAAUGAAGCAUUGCAGCUGGACUUUGGCCGCAUUGGGCAGCUCGAAGCAUGUGCUGUGUGGAAAUCCAAGGGAGAUGCGAGCUACGCAAGCCAAGACUUUGUGACGGCCAAAGCUAUGUACACCGAAGCCCUGCACGUGGACCCGACCUUUAUUUCCUGCUUAUCGAAUCGGGCGGCGUGCUCGUUGGCACUGCUGGAUGCCAAGGCAUGUAUUGCCGACUGUUCGGUUGCACUUGCCAUUCUGGAGGACACGUUGAGUCCGACGAUGGUGCCGUACUCGGCCAUUCCAGCCCCCGGGUCAGCCAAGCGGCGGCUAUGGGUGCUCAAGACCCUCGUCCGUCGCGGUGCGGCGUUCACGAUGGAGAAAGACUACGCCAAAGCCGAACAAGAUUACAUGGACGCGCUGAGCUUGGACCCGCCCAACGCCCAACUAGCAGACGAUUUGGCCAACGUCCGCCGGUUGAAACGAGCUGGCUAGACAAGUCUAGUUACUAGAGAUUUGGCACGAUGGGUUAAAAUCAACUGUGAAUAUUAAAAUCAACUGUGAAUAAUACAGUAAUACCUUGCAC
Messenger RNA from Aphanomyces astaci, 1892 nucleotides. RefSeq lists its product as hypothetical. The record is from RefSeq and is a predicted model, not a curated record. Gene Ontology annotation, biological process: outer dynein arm assembly; cilium movement; inner dynein arm assembly. Gene Ontology annotation, molecular function: protein binding. Lineage: Eukaryota; Oomycota; Saprolegniomycetes; Saprolegniales; Verrucalvaceae. The transcript is spliced from 13 exons. Bases 32 to 1801 code for a protein of 589 amino acids.